AUGCGGAGGUGCAUUGGCGUUGGCCGUGGAAAGACUUCACAGAGAUGGUUAUGCGAAAGAUUUCGAGUUUCAGUAAGUCUAGUUAAAUGUCAAAAAUGAGCCUAAAAAUAUAAUGGUUUUUGAAUUUAUUCAUCAAACUUCAAGUCGGAGGGUUAAAAACGAAAAAUAAAAAGAAAAAGAAAAAAAUCAAAUUUUAUAAUGUUGGCUGCACAAACAGAGCUUCAGAAAUUGGAAUAUUUGUGGUUUUAAUAGUCGCGUGUAUUCCCAAAGAUUUUUUUCUUCUGGAUCUGCUCCAGAAAAAUUAUCAUUUAAAUUAAUAAUCUAGCUUCUGUUUAAAAACUGUUUAUUGCAUCUUCAAUGUAAGAGUACAUGUGCAAUCGACUUUCAUUGAUUUGGCUGUGUUUAAACGGCGGCAGGAGCUGUGGCUUAGGCAGAGAAGUUGUGAAUUUCGCUCGUAGAACAUCAGGUACAAGAGAGGUCGUAGGAAGAAGUACGGUGCCGGCUUUCCAAAGGCCAAUGGCAGAGAUUGAGCCUUUUUCGCUGCAUGCAGCUCCCAAUCUAGCUUCAAAGAAACAAAAAUAGAAUAGUUCUAAAAAAAUAAUUAUGAUAAAAUGAUCAAAAUCCAAGGAAAUCCUCAUAUAUUUUUUUUCAUUUGUUUUUAAAUUUUAUCCUUGCUGUUUUUCACAAAAAAAUUAAUUGAAAAUCACAAAGAAAAAAAUUAGAAAAAUCACAAAAAUUAAAAAAAUUUUUUUACUUUUUAAAAAAAGUAAAAAUUUUUACAAGAUGUCCAUAGAGCGCACAUGCGCGGUAUUGGAAUUUUCUUUUUUUUAAUCGGACAGUUUUUUUCCGUUUUCAUAUUUUUAUCUAUGGUUUUCAAGAUUUUUUAUUAACUAUACGGAAUGCGAUCGGGCCACAACGGUCGCCGUCGGCCUGGAGUACAUGAAAAUGCGGAAUGUGGACGUCGUCAUUGGACCUCCUUGCCAAAGCCGUAAUUUUUCUGUUUUACUUUUCGAAAGAAUCAUAAUCAAAUUUAGCAUUGGUCGUUAUGGGAGCACUGUCGAGUCUCUACAGGGUUCCAUUGUUGGGAUGGGGAUUCGUUUCGGCCAAUGAAUUUACCGACGCCACCCGAUUUCCUUACUUGACCAACGUUAUUCCGAAUUCUUUGUCGUUAGUUUCUUGUACUUGUUAGGUUGAUGCAAAAAAAAUUGUUUUUGAGGUUUAUAAUUGACCAAAAGGGCCAAAAAUAACUUUCUAAAGUAGUUUUUUUUUUCCGUUAUUUCUCCAAUUUAUCUCAACUUUUCGCAAGUCCUUUUUUAUAAAAUUUUCUCGUUUCUACGCAAAAAGUAGGAAAAAUAUUAAUUUUCAAAAUUUUUGCCUUUGCUUUGAGACCUGUCCUUCAGAUCUAGAAAAAAGUCUUCUAAAGUUUUUUAGGAAAGGUCCUUUUUAAGGAAAUCAAAAGGUUUCCAAAAGAAGAAGGUGAUUUCAAGUUCCAAAAAGAGUAGGACCUGUGUAAAAUUUUAGUGCCCCCUAUAGAGAAGGUUUGAGUGGCCACUUAAGUGUCUUUUUCAAGUAGUCCUGGAGGAACCCCUAUAGGGGUCACUAAAAAGUAUUCCCAGUAAAAGGCGGUAAAAUAGUCAUUUUUCUGAAGAAAUUGAGAAAAAACUAGCACGGGAAAAAACUUUUUUGCACUUUUUUCAGAACUUCAAGGUACCAUAGGACUUCCAGGGUACAAAAAAGACUUAUUUGUAUACAUAUUUCCAUGGGCCUAUUAUUGAUUAUUUAUAGUCCUGUAUUUUUAAUGUCGUGCUGAUUUAACAGUUUAUGGUUGCACGUAGAAUGGCUCGGAGUUUAACACGAAUUUCAAAAAUCAGAAAUUUCUUUAGGGCAAGCCUGAUUCCAACUGCGAGCCUGCAACAUUUGCGUUUUAAGAUUUACUCUGAUUUUCUGUAGCGAACUAAGAAAAUUUUUAGAGGCUCGCCAAGGAUUACUUGGAGAGGACACUAAAGUGGCUACUAAAACCACCUCUAUAGGAGCCACUAUUUUCCGUUUUAGUGGCCUCUUCAGUAGUUUUUCAUCCAGUAUUCCUUCCAGUAACUCUGAUAAUUUUAGAACAAUCAGAUUGGACUAGUUAUGUUGAUUCAUUGACCCCAAAGUGGCCACUAAAACUUUUAUUGGUCUAGUAGUAGCACUUAGACCUCUAUAGUGGCCACUAAUUUUCAAGCCCUUAAGUGGCCACUAGCUUGACUGGCCACUAAAACGUCAAAACCCUAUAGUGGCCACUAAAAAUUUUCCCAAAAUUUCGAAAAUUUUUCUUCAGAUUAGGAUACUGCGCGAUAAAAGUUCUGGAGACGUUCCGAUGGAACAAAGUGGCCUUGUUUUCUGUCGACGAUGAGAUGAACCUCUGCUCCACGAUCAUUGACGACGUCGAGGUUUUCUGGGAGGAUUCAAAAGUCUCAACCCUUUUGGAAAUAAAAUAGACAGCGAUGAGCGACCCGGCGACUUAUCCGGUCGAUGUCAGUCUCAAACUGACUUUGCCUACUGACGACGACGAAUUGUACGAAAGUACACUGACGAGAGCCAAAAGUCGUGUGAGAAGUGAGGAAUUUUCUUCGUGAAUUUUUUUUCAUAGGCAAAGUCGGAAAGGGUGGAAAAAGGCUCCAUUGAAUUUUUCCUUUUUUGCUGCCUUUCUGCGCCCUUUUCUCAGCCCUUAUGAACCAUUUUUGCUGCCUCUCCCUUUUCACCAUUUCUUGAGCUUCUAAAAUCCCAGAAAAGUAGGAGGCUCGAUAAAGGGGCUCUUUUUAGUGCCUUUUUGCUGCCCUUUUGUUGGCUUUUGCUACCUUUUUUACAGCCUUUUUUUUUAGCCUUUUGCUGCCUUACUGCGGCCUUUUUGCUGCCCUUUCGCUACCUUUUUGCUACAUUUUUGCUGCCUUUUUGCUGCUUUUCUGUGGCCUUUUUUGAGCCUCUCACUUUUAGCGGCCAUUAUCCACUAUUCCGACUUUGCCUGAUACUUUGAAUAUUCUAGUGCUUGUUAGAAUAGUUAGAAAGGUUAUAACCCAUCCCGCGCUUUUCCUCUUUUUUUUUUUACUCAAAAGACAGUAAGCCAAAUUUCGUUUCAAGACCAUUUUUUGCAGUUCUGUAAAGCAAAUGUACAAAAAAAAACUGUUCUACGGUAACUUUUUAUCUGCCGUGCUUUAAAAACGUGACGAAACGCACCAUAGCCCGUUGAAAUUUUUAAUUUCAAUUACAAUGACGUCAUUUGAAAACGCUCUGUAGAUGGCUCGCUCUGUGAUUGGUUUAUCGCUUAAUUAGGGGCGGAGCUUGGACGACUACUUGACAUUCAAAAUCUGAACAGACUAUAAGAUUCACCUCUUGAAAAAACUUUUAAACGUUAGCUGGAGGUUUACAAAACAUGUAAGGGGCCCAGAAAUUAAUUUUAAGUUCAUUGCAAAACGUAAGAAAACCUGUAAUAACUCGGACGGGUCGAGGCAUUUCUAGUGACCACUUUAGUAGCCUCAGCCCUCUUAAGUGAUCCCUAGAAUCGUCAAGAAACGUCCGAAGAGAAAAUCAAAAUCUUCCGAAAUUCAUUUUCAAUUUAUUUUGAAGAAGGAGAAAAAAAAAUUAAACAAGGUUCCCUUUUUCAAGCGCUUUCCUGAAACGCAAACCGAAAAAUUUUAAUAAUAAUUAUUUUUUGACUGUGCACCGAUUUGAUUUUCACCCAAAAGUCGCUUUGCACUCACAUAGUUAGAAAAAAAUAGUUAGUUCAUUGCGGAAUUGUUGGUCAGUUAGUUUAGUUUGCUGUUUCUUGCAUUAGUUUUUUUAAUUUUUUAACUUUAUCCAGUUUUUCAGCCUGUCAUCUUUUUUGAGAAGCCUUUCGAAUGAAUUUUUUUCUUUGAAGAAGGUCAGAUUUUGAAAAAAGUUGUUCGAGGGAAAUUAUGGCCAUUUUUCAAAAAAUAUAAAUUUUACACCAUUAUGAGCUUCUCUAUGAGACCAUACUCAGGAUAAUUACCUAGGAAUGUCAUUUUACUUUUUGGAGGGUUUUGCUGAUACUUGAUUAAAAAAUGGGAGAAAUGAGGAAAAUAGAGGAAGAACCUGAAAGUCUCAAACUCUAAAACUUCCUAAUUUUUGAGUAAAAAUAACUCAACGACUUCAAAGUCCGUCAAUUUCAGGCUUGGAGCCCUUUUUGGAAACACAGAAGCUUACCUUUAGUACUUCGAGAAAAAUUAUGGCUAUUUAAAAAAAAAAUCAUAACUUCAAAUUACCUUCCUUGUACGUUUUCUCAAUGAUAGAUAGUUCUGAAAAUAUGAUUUUUCAGCUAAAUUCCUGCCGAGAAUAAUCUUCAAAUCCUAAUUUUGGGGCCGAAAUCUGAAUAGAUAAACCCAACGCUAUUUACUAACAACCGGCCGACCUGAUAAUUUUUUAUCGAUUUUUCUAGUUUCGCUUAUAGUCAGUACUUUCCGACUUGAGAACCGAAAUGAGUAGAUUGAGAAAGGUGACGCGUUGCGGAGGCGACGCGGCUUUUGGCGGGUAAAACAAGGUCAAAUGCGAGCCACUUUUUUUGAUAUAGUUUUCUAAUAAUUAUUAAUAUAUUGUAGUUAAAAGAAACUAGUUAAACGAAUGAAAGUAUACAAUUAAUGAAAAACUUAUUUUUUCUAUAGUCUGUGUGCCACGACUUGAAAUUUCACGGAACGACAUUCCGCUGUUCCGCUGCGUGCGUUCGCGAAGCGUCUUUCGAGUCUAGGUCACGCUUUCAAUCGGUUUUUAUUGCUGUGGGAGCACAUUAAAAAAAGUACCUUAAUAAAAGAAAAAAAAAUUAAAAGCGCGACCAAGGUUCGCAAAGGCGCGCAGCGGCACAGCGGAAUGUCGUUCCGUGAAAUUCCAAGUCGUGGUACACAGGCUAUAUGAUUUAUUACCAAACUACAUUGAACUAUACCUUGGCAAUGAAAAAAAAAUAUGAAAACGCAACACUCUUUUCUAACAACCGGCCAAUCUAAUAGAAUCUUGAAGUUAAAGUCUUGAUGAUUUUUCCAUUUCUCACCAUGGUAAGUUCAGUAAUCCUUGUGUGUGCUUACGGUGCAACGGACCGUCGGCGUUACCUCACGAAAAUCGCGAAACUCGAAAUGACCAACCACGAAUACGUGCACAUAUUCCUCUCGUUGCGCAGCUCGGGAUACGGUCAGUCGAUAAGUGAGUGCGAUUUCCCGUGGCCAUUCGCUCUUUCUCUAUACCGAUUAUAGGCGUUCCGAGCAAUGACACGGGUCUUUUUCCGAAGAUUUCUUAAUGAUUUCCAAUUUUCAGGCCAAGUCGGAGUCAGCGGCACUGUUUGUAAGUUUCGCCGAAUGGAUGACGACUUUUUUUUUGAUUUUUAUGAUUUUUUUAGUUGCACUUUUUUAAAGUCUUUUUUCUUGUAAUGCUGCCUGUAUAGGAAUACAUAUAGUUCAUGGAAAAAUGGCCGCAAAAAAGCGAAAAGUUCAAGUGCGCUCUAUCGAUAAUUCGUUUUUGAUUUUUUUAUGAUUUUUUUAGUUGCACUUUUUAUUAGACUUAUUUUUCUUGUAAUGCUGCCUGUAUAGGAUUACAUAUAGUUCAUAGAGAAACAGCCGCGAAAAUGCGCUUUUUCAAGUGCGCUCUGUCGAUAAUUCAUUUUUUUUUGAUUUAAAAAAAAUUUUUUUAGUUGUACUUCUUAUUAGAUUUUUUUCUUGUAAUGCUGCCUGUAGAGAAAUACAUAUAGUCCUAGGAAAAAUGGCCGCAAAAAUGCGAUGUUUCAAAUGCGCUCUAUUGAUAAUUCGUUUUUCUGAUAAAAAAGUUUUUUUUUCUCAUUAGACUUUCAUCUUGUAAUGCUGCCUGUAUAGGAAUACCAAUAGUUCAUGAAAAAAUAGCCGCAAAAAUGCGAUGCUUCAAGUGCGCUCUAUCGCUAAUUCGUUUUUCUGAUUAAAAAAAUUGUUUAGUUUUUACUUUUUAUUAGAUUUUUUUCUUGUAAUGCUGCCUGUAUAGGAAUACCAAUAGUUCAUGGAAAAAAAUAGCCGGAAAAAAAGGCGAUGCUCAAGUGCGCUCUAUCGCUAAUUUGAAAAAACCGCGAAAAUUCCAAAAAAAUUUUUUUUAACGCGGAGAGCGUCUUGAUUUUCAUUGUAAAAAUGAUUGGAAAAAAAUGAAAAAUUUUUUUCUAUUUUUUUAACUUUAUUUCGAUUUCCAAAGUCGCUUUUUAUUUUUCUAUAAAAAAUCCUAACAAUAACGGUAUCCUCCAUUUUUUAAAUUUUUUUUGAAGGAGACAACAUUUUCAGUUUGAAUUACCUAAAAAAAGAAAAAAAUCGGAAAAAAGCAGCGAAAAACAUUUGAUUAUCCAUGGAGCGCACUUGACCAAUCGUUUUCUUGUGACGAUUUUUCUGCGAUAUUAUUCCAAGUACCUAAACUACAAGUUACAGUAUCCAACGGACUGUCACCAUUUUGGGAAGACAUCACGAAUGGCAACAAAGAUGGCCUGGAUACGGUAGCCAGGGAAGCCGCCUCGGCCACUUUUGUCGUUGGUUUUUCAUUUUUCCACGCGUUUUUGUGUCGUUUCCUUUUCUGGCUUCCGUAAAAUAAUAAUCACUGCUCAUUUUUUCCACUUUGCAGGGAUUCCAGGAUCUUUGGUGAUACUUUUUCAACCCGUUUUCAGAUCGAUCUGAACAACGACAUCCAGGACAAGAAUUAUCUGCAAUAUUUCCAAGCGAAUUUGAUGGACGCCGUGAAAAAGGCCCCGAUCGCCUGUGCGACACAGGAAUGUCUUGCCGUUGAUGCGACUACGGUCAGGAAAUGAUCAGAAAUGAUUGUAGAGAGGAAAAUUGAGGAAUUUUAAAGAGAAUUAACAGAAAAUCCAGAAUUUUUGAAAUGUGUUUUUGUUGUCUGGAUCUUUUUGAGUCUCAAAAAAAAACAGCGAUUCCGAUAACGUCUCGAACCUCGUUAACAAAAACCGAAAACAAAUUCUGAGCAUUUGAAGUAAUCCCUCAAGGGGCUGACGCCACUAAAGUGGCCACUAGAAAUUCUCAAAAACGUCCGUGUCCGAGACAUUUAAAAUUUUUUUCUAAUGGCUUGCUUGCAACAAAAAAACAAACUUUUUUUAAUUUAGUUACAUCAUUUUUUUCUAGAGUAAUUAGGAGUCAAAGACCGCUUCCUAGUUUUAAAAAUAAAUUAAAAAAAUGCGAGUUACACAUAGAAGUAUCGUCUAAAACUCCACAGAUAAAAAAUAGGCCUACUGGAGAACUUUUUUUAGCCCAUGGUUGACCUUUUGAUGAUAAUUCCCUGCGGUGUAAGUUAGAACCUCCGGAAUUCAGUGAAAGAAGAAAAUUUUCGGCCCUUUUCGAGUAAAGACGCUUCAAAAGCUGGAAAUUGCGCUCGUUUGCACGGCGACACCAAAUCGACGCCACAUUCACCGCAAAAGCGGAAAAUAAAAUGUGUUGUACGCAGUGCACACGAUGCAUGAAAAGCGACGCGCAAAAAGUGAGAUUGAACGUUUAUUAUGAAUAAAAUUAAUUUUCUGGCUGUCAUUCAUUCAGGAAUCGCCGGAAGAAAAUUCUACAAUAAAAAUAUUCUAAAACAAUCACAUCUAGAAUUAAAAAGAAGAUAAAAAAAUUCAUUUUAGAACAAAUAUUCACAAAAAAUGCAAGCGCGCCCCAUGGAGACGAGUGCGCGUAUGCGUCGCAUGGCGUUUUUCUACAUCAGUUGGCUUGCGUGGUGUCAUUAUGAGCAAAGUUUUUAAAAAAAGUAUUUAAAAAACAUGAUUUUCUGAUUCAAUGAAAAAAAAUGUAGAUGAUGGGAGCGUAUGCGCGUCAUCUACACGACGCCAUGUACUUGUACGGAUUGGCCCUGUCGAAUUUGGCGGUCAAUGGAACUUCGAUUCGGGAUCCAGACGCCGUGGGGAAAGCCAUGCAGACGACGUUUCCUGGUUCCUCCCAAAAAUGGAAUUCCAACUCAAUUGAAACUCCAGGCCUCAGCGGAGAAGUGACAAUAAACCAGAACAACACCCGGAUGCCCCUAUUUGUAUUCUACGGCCUCAACAGCAAAUACGACCAAGUUUCCUACAUGAACGUCACCUACUUCUCCUCCGUGGCGGUGGGGAGUAACAUACCUUCGAAAAUGCCCGAAAAGAACUCGUCAGUACUACUACGGAUUUCAGUUUCAGACGGUCUCUUUGGCCUUCUCCGACGAGUCCGUCAUCUGGGUGACUCGAGGCGGGGAACGGCCCCUGACGACCCCGAUUUGCGGUUUCCUUGGGACCAAAUGUCCCAAGGACUUCAUGGACCAGUACGCGACCCUUGUCAUCGUCGUCGGCGUCGUCCUCGGCUUGAUUUUGAUCGCUUUCGUGUUUUUCAUCGUCUAUAUAAUUAGGUAAACGAGAAAGAUGAUGUUGCUCUCAUAUUUGGGAAAGGUUCGAGAAGGUAGUUCUUUGAAAAGAAAAAUUCCGAAAAGUCCCCAAAAUUAGGUGAUUUAUUGAAAUGCGAACAAUUUUUUCAAGCUUCUCAAGAAAAAUUUGGGAAAAUAAGGGCAAAAAGCAAAAGGUCUGGGUUCUCAGUAGGAGUUUGAAAAAAAUAAAUCAAAAAAACUAAAAAUUAAAAAAAUUUUUAUCUCGAAUUAGAGGUGAACAAUUUUUUUCUAGUUAGGGGAAAAAAAAGAAGAAAGCAAAAACCCGGUGUUUUCAGUAGAAAUUUUGAAACAACAAAAAAAUUUGUUUUGAAAAAUUUUUUUCGAAAAGUUUUUUUUUUCAAAAACUAAGGGAAUUAUUAAGUUAUAAAUGAAUUUUUUUCAAGCUUUUCAGGAAAAAUUUAAGGAAAAAUAAGCGCAAAAAAACGAAAAGACAGUAUUCUUUCAGUAGACAUUUUAAAAACAAUAAAAAAAUUUAUUUUAAAAUUUCUCAAAAAGUUUUUCCCAAAAUUAGAGUGACUAAUUCAAAUAUGAACAAUUUUUUUCAAGCUUUUCAGGAGAAAUUCGGGAAUAUAAGUGCAAAAAAAGAAAUACUACGAUGUCAUCAGUGCGAAUUUAAAAAAACUUGGAAAAAUAUUUUUUUCAACAUAAUUAGAUGAAAUUUUUCGGUCGUAUUUCGAUAGUUUAAAAAAAUUUUUUUCGGUUAUAAAAUAAAAAUUUUUUUGUAUUUUUUUGAAACCUCUCUUACCUUGUUACCCCGAAAAAUUGGCUCGAAAAAAAAAAUUUUUUUUCGAGUUUUCUGGCUCCUGAUCAGCCACCAGCCGCCUUUCCAUUAUCCAAAACAUGCAUGAAAUAUUAAUUUUCAAAAAUUCCCUCAUAGAUCGAAACGACUCGAACAAGAGAGAAUCAACUCGGAGUGGCAAAUCGCCUUUGCUCGGCUUCAAAAACCGCCUUCAAAGGUUCAGAAACUUGAUUCCAGCUUGAUUUUUGGAUUUUCAGAAAGAACGUGAACGUCAGAGCAAACGUUCCCUCCAAUCCGGACCUUCCACGACGACUGGAGACACCAAAUUCACCUAUGAUGGAGAAUUCAGCCAUUAUACGGUCUUUUACCUGGACAGGGAACCUGUAAUUGCUACGAAACAUCCGGCUUCGACUCUGACUAAACUGGACUAUGAGCGUUUUGUCAAGGUUUUUCGGAUUUACUUCGAAAAUUGAAUCAUAAAAAAAAAGAGCCCUAUAGGGAAAAGUUUAGGUAAAGCUUGAUUGUCCCCUAUAGAGGUUUUUUUCAAAGUUUCAUGAGGACUUAUUGAUUUUUUUUUUCGCAUCUCAUAGAGUUCAUUACGAAAUGAGACAAAUGCUCCUCUCUAGGGGCCACGUUUGCAAGCAUAGAGGGAGGUAAAGGGAUCCCUAGAGGGGCCCCUUAAGGUUGUCUCUCUAGGCACCACUCCGAUUUUAAGUGAAUUAUGGUCAAGUGCCCAAGAAAAAUUGAAAAAAAUACCUUUCUAGGUUAUUUUUGAAAAAAAUCAUUUCACUAAUUCGCGUCCUUUCUUUCAAUUUUUUAAUAUCCACCAGUUUUUUAAAAUGCUUCGAAAAAAGUUUUUGUAAUUGAAAUCCAAAAAAUAGGACGAAAACUCUUAUUUUUAUGGCCUUUGUCAGUGAAUUUUUUUUACAAAACCUUUUUUUGUAACCUAGUAAUUCAGAAACUGCUUCUUUUUUUCAAAUGAACAGCUUCCGAAAUGGUAUAAUCUUUUUUUCGCAUCAAGAUUGAUCUUCGUUCAUUUUUUUUAAACGAUUUUGCUGUUAUAAUUGUCUUAUUUCAAAAAAAGCUCAUUUGAUUUCCGGAGAUUCUACUUCUUCAUCGGCAGAUACUUUCUAAAAAUCUUGUUACUUUUUGUUCAAAUGAACGAUUUGGGUCAAACUUAAUAAUAUUCUAAAAAAAUCAAAAUUUUUUUCGAAUAUUCGACUAUUUUUUUAUUUUUGGUAAAUUCAGCCAGAGAAAUCAAGUUUAUUCGAAGAAAUAUGGGUUCAACCUUGAUUUUUUCAAAUUCACUCUCACAAGGAAGGUCGUUUCACUUUGUUCUUGAAAAUUGGUCAGAAAGAUCAUUUAUGUCCCAGGUGACGAUUCUGAAAGUCCCAACUCGCCCAAGUUUUUAGUUUUUGAGAAAGGACACCUCAAAGUCAAAGAAAACCUUCGAAACCCGUAAAAAAGUCUAUUCUUGGGCUUUGAGACGUUGUUUCUCGAAAACUAGGAACUUUGGCAGAUUGACACUUUGAAAAACUGUUUCAAAACAUCCAUUUUCAGGAUUUUUUCAGCCAAAAAGUAAAAUAACCAUCCUUGUCACAUUUUUCUCUCUUUCAGAUGCGAAAAUUGGACCACGAUAAUAUCAAUAAGUUCAUUGGAAUGUCCAUUGAUGGCGCUGAAUAUAUUGCCGUGUGGAAAAUGUGCGCCAGGGGCAGUCUUCAGGUACAGAAUACCUACUCGGACUUUGGUAACGCGAAACGGAUGUUUCUGGGGAUCACUUAAGAGUUCUGAGGCUACUAAAGUGGUCACUAGAAACGCCCCGACAUUCGCGUUACCAAGUUCCAGUUGGAAAACGAAGUUAAAGUACCAAAUUUACCUAUUUAGGACAUAAUUUCCCGAGGAAACUUUUCAAUGGACCCUUUUUUCAUGUUCUGUAUCAUUCGGGAUAUUGCAGAGGUAAAAAAAAGGGUUUUUAAAAUUUAUCAAAAAUUUUUCAGGGCCUGAAGUAUUUGCAUCACAGUUUUCUACCAAAUCACGGUAAUUUGCGGUCCGGCACUUGUCUGGUCAACGACAGUUGGCAGGUUUGAUGGGUUUGGUCGCAUUUGGAAUGGCUCAAAGCGUCGCGGUCGCGUUGAAAUUGAUUGGAAAUUAGGUAGCUGGCUUUUUUGAGCCGAGCCGCUUUAAGUAAGGUCCUGGCCAUUUUAAGAAAUCAUAAUUACUCAAGACGGACGCUUUUAAAGUACGACCGGUUUGAUUUUUGUCUUUUCACUGACACUUCUUUUAAAAACCGAUUUUUCCGAAUUUUUUUCGGCAAAAUUUGACUUAUGACAGCUUCAGAGCAAGUGAAGUGUCUUAUAUGUAGAAACAUUCGUGAAUCUUUUUGAUUUCGAUAUAUCAAACUUUACCAUUAAAAUUUGUGUCUUAAAUCUGGGAUUGGAAACUGAAAUCAAGAAUAAAAAAAUUAGUUCGAAUCUUGAUUUUGGAUAUGUUCUAUGAGUUGGUCGAAGAAAUGAAUCGAAAAAAAUCAGCGAUGAAAUUAAUUUUAGUCUUUUUGAUCCACUCAUUUUUCCACCUAAAAAGUAAUUUUAUUCUUAAAUUUUCUUAAAUUUUUUUCCAUUUUCGAAACUAAAAAAAUUUUUUUACGCUUAUUGAUUUUGAAGAUGUAAGCAAAAACAAAAAGUAAACUUUGAAUUUUUUUCGAAAUAUAUCAAUUAUCUGAACUAUAGAGGUCGAUUUUUUUGCAAAGUCUAUGAAAAAGCGAAACAUUGGUCGCAAUUUAAAAGAGUCUGUAUAGUCAUGGGUGGCUUGAUUCAUUGGAAAAUGAUCUUGACACGAUCAAAAAAACAAGACAGUGCCUGGCUAAUGGAGAGCGCAGACAGGCCACGCCCCCAUAGCGUCCCAAGCUAGCCCUGAAUCAGCAAUAAAUUCUGUAUUCAAACCAUUAUCAUUGAAAUUUCUGUCUCAAAUCUCGGAUUGGAAACUGUAAUCAUGCUUAAAAAUUAGUUCGAGCUUAGAAUCUUGUUUUUGGACAUGUUUCUUAAGUUCUCAGAAAAUAUCGAAAGAAAUCAGCGAGAAAGUUAAUUUUUGCACUUUCCAACCUGGAAGCAUUCUGAAUUUUCAAAUUUUUCUUAAAAAAAUAGGUAUAAAACUGUAAUUUUAUGUAGGUUUACCAAUUUCGAAGAUGUGAGCAAAGAAAAAAAUCAGACUUUGGACUUGUCGAAAUAUCUAAACUAUUUGAACUAUAGAGGACGAUUUUUCAAAGUAUAUGAAAAAGAAAAAUUGGUUUUGGUUGUGAUUUAAAAGCGUCUGGUUAGCUGAUUCAUAUUUUGCUUGACUGAGUCAUCGAAAAACGGUCCUGAAACGAUCAAAAACAAGAUAGCGCCUGGCUAAUGGAGAGUGCAGACAGGCCACGCCCCUUAGGAUCUUAAGUAAGCCGUGAAUCGGCUAUAGCAGUUCUGAACCAGUCCAGGGACUAUUCAAGUAAAAAAUAGUUCAUUCCAGGCCAAAAUCACGGAUUAUGGUCUGGACCAACUGUUGGAAGAAGCGGUUCCAACGAAAAAAAGACAACUUUGGCUGGCGCCAGAAGUCCUCCGAAAUAACACGCCGCGGAGUCAGAUCGAAAAAUCUGGCGAUAUUUUUUCCUUCGCCAUCGUUUGCUCGGAGAUCCUGACGAGAAAGUCGGCCUGGGACAUUUCGAACCGGAAAGAAAGUGUCGAUGGUAAAUAACUUCUCAAAAAAGUCCUCUAUUAGUUGUUAAGAGCUGGUUUAUUUGAUCAAGAAAGGAGGUGUGAAUCCAAUUCGACCAGAUCUCGACAUGGACGGCGUGGAAAUUAAUCCGGCGGUGGUGAGUUUGAUCCAUACGUCGGCUGGAUCCCACCCCGGGGUGUGCGCCUAAAAAGCGCGGCCUACCCCCCAAGUGCGGCCUACUUCAGUACAUUUUAAAAUUUUUUUUUGCGCCCAAAAGGCUGGGGUGGGAUCCAGCCGAUGUAUGGUUUGAUCAAGGAGAGGUUCAAAAAAUUCGUGAAAUAAAAGAAAAAGCUUUUCCUUUGUUCAUAGUGUAAGAGAAUUCAGUUAUUUGUAUAAGUUUAAGAAUUUAGAACCCUGGUAAGUUUUCAGAACUCUAUCCAUCCCAUGUAUACUCCUUAGGAAGGCCGGAGGGGUCCCUAUAGGGCUCUGAGAAAAAAGAGCCUUUACAAGAGACCAAAAAAGUGCCCCCUAGAGGGAUAAUAUUUGGAUGGCCCCUACAGAGGUUUAUGGCUUGACUCCUAGGCCCCUAAAGCCCAAGUAGUCCCUAAAGGGUAUUUUGAUUUUUUUUUUUCUGGUUUGAAAGUAGAAUAACCGUAGUUAGUAAGACAAAAGUGCUUAUGACUGUUUUUUUUUGUUUCGAUUUUCUGAUUUAAAAAAAAAGACAACGUUUCGAAACUAUUUCAAGCAUUGGUCAGCUAGAAAUGCGUGAAAUAAAACUUCACAAUUGAAAUUUUUCAAAGAAUUUAUCCUUGAAAAAAUCUCAGGUGUUUUUUUACACUUUUUUUACACCACUACAGACUUGUCGGAGCGGUUUUUAGGGGCCACUUUAGUAGAGUCAGAACCCUUAAGCGAUCCCUAGAACUGUUCAAAAAAUGUCCGAAGCGCGUUCUCGUUACCGAGGUCCAAGACUAAAGUCUAGCAAUAAAGGACUUUUUUUUCCUUUUUCCAGGCUUCAAAACUUCUUUAAAAAGCAAAAAAACAUCUUAACUAAACUAACAGAUUUUUGAAACUUUCAAUCAAAAUAAAUAGAAGACUUUUCCAGCUUCACCUGGUGAGAGAUUGUUGGAGUGAAACCCCAGAAGAACGGCCAGUUAUCGACGUCAUCAGCAACCUUCUUCGUGGAAUGAUGCCAAAGUACUCAAAUAUCCAAGUGUCAAAUCUAAAUAUUCCCAAUUAAAGCAAGAACUCAAAUCUGAUGGACCACGUGUUCAACAUGCUGGAGGAGUACACGACUACCUUGGAACUGGAAGUCGAGGAACGGACCAAAGAACUGUCGGCAGAGAAGAAAAAAGCCGACGUCCUUCUGGGCAGAAUGCUCCCGAAGUAGUCCCGAUCUUCCAAUUCCCCAAAAUAAAAUGAAAACAGACAAGUGGCGGAACGACUGAAGCUGGGCCAAACCGUGGAGCCGGAAGGCUUCGACUCGGUCUCCGUCUUCUUCUCCGACGUCGUCAAGUUCACCAUCCUCGCCACGAAAUGCUCGCCUUUCCAGGUCCUCCUUCAAGACGUUGGAUCAUCUACAAUCUCGUUUUCAGGUUGUGAACCUUCUCAACGACAUGUACAGCAACUUUGACGCCAUCAUCGAAGAACAUGGCGUCUACAAGGUGGAUCAUCCUCAGAAUAAUCGAUUAAUUAGGAGUUUUCAGGUAGAAUCGAUUGGAGACGGGUACCUGUGCGUUUCAGGUCUUCCUGUCAGAAAUGGCUAUGCCCAUAUAAAGUGAGGAAAUAAAUGAAGAAAAUUCUAAAACAAAAUCCUAGAGUAAUCGUGGAGAUGUCCCUGGACUUUAUGGCUUACAUGAAGUCUUUUAAGAUCCCUCAUUUGCCUGGAGAAACCGUCGAGUUGAGGAUAGGAAUCAAUAGCGGUGAGUUAUGGUCUAUUAAGAGGAACUUUUUAAAAAAGUGGAUUUUUAACUGAUUGAAACGUCUGGAUUGGCUGAAAGCUUUUUCGGGCUCCAAAGGAGAGUUCUAUCUUUGA
Messenger RNA from Caenorhabditis auriculariae, 14852 nucleotides. The record is from the annotation of a GenBank genome assembly. Lineage: Eukaryota; Metazoa; Nematoda; Chromadorea; Rhabditida; Rhabditidae.